AUGAAUGAUUGUCACCAUAGGAAUCAGACUCUAGCGAGAUUUUUACAUGAAAUUUUACCGAAUUCCCAGAUAUUGUUCCAAGAUGAUUUUUUCAAGCCCGAAGUUGACAUUCCAAUUGAUCCAACAACAAAUCUCGCAAACUGGGACUGUCCUGAUGCACUGGAUCUGAAAGGAUUUGCAAACGUCUUGCGUGAGAUAAAAGAAACCGGUAUAAUUCCGGAGACGUUUGUCAAAAAAGAGGAUAAGAAUAUAAUGGGAAAGCCGGUUCAACUGCAACGUCCAUCGUUGAUAGAUGAAUUAAAGAGAAAAGUGGAAGAUUUUUUGGUGUUAAAGCAUCCGCAGCAACAAAAGCAAAAGCAGCACAAGGAAAAAUUUGAAGAUAGAAGUAGUGAAAAUAACCAAGUAGCUAUUAAUGGGAAUGGUCAUAUCGAUCUAGAACAUUGUUCUCAUGGAACAGCGCAAUUUACAAAUUGGGUAUUUGUGAUUGUUGAUGGGUUCAUGUUGUAUUGGGAUCAAGAAGUGAGGAUGAAGUUGGACGUGAAAUUUUUUGUCCGUGCAAGUUACGAAACGUUAAAACAACGACGGGAAAGUAGAAGUGGAUAUGUGACUCAUGAAGGUUAUUGGAUUGAUCCACCAGACUAUUUCGACGAUGUUGUCUGGCCAAACUACUUAAAGUUUCAUCAACAUUUGACAUCUGCUCGCCAAGAGAGAGGUAUCGAUAUUAGUGAUCUAGUGGUAUUUAAAAAUGAGUAUAAAUCACCAAUCGAUCAGAAUAUCGAACGCGCGAUAAACGCAAUCCUCGAAUAUAUAGAUAGCAAGUUGACCUCGCAAGAAUAA
Messenger RNA from Ambispora gerdemannii, 837 nucleotides. The record is from the annotation of a GenBank genome assembly. NCBI's taxonomy places the organism in Eukaryota, Fungi, Glomeromycota, Glomeromycetes, Archaeosporales, Ambisporaceae.